Messenger RNA from Ictalurus furcatus (blue catfish), 2245 nucleotides. It is a transcript of the gene uchl3, whose product is annotated as ubiquitin carboxyl-terminal esterase L3 (ubiquitin thiolesterase). The transcript is spliced from 8 exons. The coding region runs from base 214 to 876 and encodes 220 amino acids. Gene Ontology annotation, molecular function: cysteine-type deubiquitinase activity. Gene Ontology annotation, cellular component: cytoplasm. NCBI's taxonomy places the organism in Eukaryota, Metazoa, Chordata, Actinopteri, Siluriformes, Ictaluridae. The record is from RefSeq and is a predicted model, not a curated record. Gene Ontology annotation, biological process: ubiquitin-dependent protein catabolic process; protein deubiquitination.
UGAUAUGCUUUAAUGGUUAGUAUUAGUUAGUAGAGAAGAUUCUCUCUCUGCAACACUAACAUAAUAUAGAGUACAAAAUUAUACAUAUUGCACGUAUGUACUGCGUAAAAUUGUCUAUUUAUUUAAUCAGAUUCUUACCAGAUCAUCCAGCAUCGAGGAAGAGCCUUUCCCCUUCGGGUCAAAGUCAUUUUCCCUGAGCUUUUGUCCAAUAUAAUGACCACUCAUAAAAUAAGAAAGUUUUUACGACAGUUGGGCUUAGUUCCUAGCUGGCAGUUUGGAGAUGUAUAUGGUUUGGACCCAGAGCUUCUUACGUUGGUGCCAAGGCCUGUGUGUGCUGUCCUGCUCCUCUUCCCUGUCACCGAAAAGUAUGAGUCAUUUAGACUGGAGGAGGAAGCAAAGAUUAAGGCACAGGGACAGGAAGUGCCAUCAGAGGUGUACUUCAUGAAACAAACUAUAGGAAAUGCAUGUGGCACAAUAGGGCUGAUUCAUGCAGUAGCAAAUAACCAAACACAUCUUGAGUUUGAGGCUGACUCACCACUGAAGGUGUUUAUUAUGCAGUCCUCUAAGAUGAGCCCGGAGGAGAAAGCAGCCUUCUUAGAAAAAGAUGAGAGUAUCCGUGUAACACAUGAGUCAAGUGCUCAGGACGGACAGACAGAGGCUCCAAGUGUCGAUGAAAAGGUGGAUUUACAUUUUAUUGCCUUUGUGAAUGUUGGAGGACAUCUAUAUGAGUUGGAUGGCCGGAAACCUUUUCCAAUAGUCCAUGGGAAAACCACCGAGGACAGCUUCCUUGAAGAUGCUGCAGAGGUCUGUAAGAAAUUCAUGGCACGUGAUCCCCAAGAGCUCCGCUUCACUGUUGUGGCCCUCUCCAAAGCAUAAAACACUCACCUCAUUUCUGUUUACUCAAGAAAAAAACUGCCAGCUAUUCACAAGUGCUUAAUGUUAGAAUGUUUGCAUUCUUACAUGGCAGAUUACAUCUUUAAUAAAAUGGUCAUUUGCUAAUAUUUUGCUGCAAAUUUCUUUGACCUGAUGUCUCAUUAAGAAUGAAACACAAAUAGAAAUUGAAUGUGUCCAUGCACGCAUUUAUAGACUUUUUUUAAAAAAAUGUUUAAUUACUGCCUGAAUUGUAACUAUGCCUUUUCUGCUCUGUGCAACAUAUUGACACCUUAAUUUAAAUUAAACCCGAAUGAAUUAGUGAUUUCUAUAAACACCUCAAAAGAACAAAUUAUAAGUGUAAAAUGUGCUCCAGAUAGAUUCUCUUUUUUUCUGAUGCCCAAAAUUACAUUAAAGGUUAAGCUCUUUUGUAAAUGUUGACUUGUAAUGAUUUGUCAGAUCCACAUUUUCCCGAUGUUGGUGUUUGCUUUUGUUCAACAUUUGAAAAGCAUUGCCUGGACUUUUUUUUGUUUGUUUGUUUGUUUGUUUUUUUUACAAUCUUCAGCUGUCCAGUUUCUGUGAGCCAGUGCCUAUUAUAGCUAACAGGAUUGGAACUGGAUGUGAUCUUGUACUGUUGUAGCCCAUCUGGCUCAAGGUUCAAUGUGUUGUGCAUUAUGAGACGUUUCUGUGCACCAUGGAUGUGAAGAGUGGCAAUUUGAAUUACUGUAACCUUCCUGUUUAGUUCAAACCUGCUUGGCCAUUCUCCUCUGACCCCUCUCUCUUUCUCAUUAACAAUGCAUUUCCACCCACAAAACUGGAAAAAAAGAAUUGUUUCCUUUUUUUGCACCAUACUGUGUAAACUAUAGACUGUUUUGCAUGAAAAUCCCUGGAGAUUAGUUAUUGAAAUAGUCAAAUCAGCCAGUCUGGCACCAACAACCACACCACUGAAAACAUAUUUUUCUCCAUUCUGAUUUUUGGUGUGAACAUUAACGGAAGCUUUUGAUGAUUUUAUGCAUUGUGCUGUUGCCACAUGAUUGGCUGAUAAUUGCAUACAUGAGCAGGGCUACAGGUGUUGCUCUGUGUGUGUGUGUGUGUGUGUGUGUGUGUGUUGGCUUUGAAAUAUAGUAACACAUCUUCUUCUAUCUGAUGUAGAUUGGUAAAUUGCAAAACAUGGGCAAUACUGCAUACCCACUGUUUUAUAACAGCCAAUACAUCAUGUGUUUGGUAGAUAUGCCAUUUUAUUUACUUUAAUACCAUCAAAUUUUAUACAAACGUUUGACUAUAAAUGUGCUGAUGUGAUGUGAUUUUUCUUUCAUUCCACUAGAGGGCGUGCUGGUAAUAUGAAAUUCAGUGCAUAGUAAACCUGCUAACAUUU